CGCAAAUCGAUUCGAUCAGUCGCAACCGUCAAAUCAAGUUGAGUGUCAAGGAGCCUCCGCCGUUGUCAUGGCUAGAUUAAAUUGGACACUUUGGCUCUUCGCCACGAUCGUCGGAGUGAUCAGCAGCGACAUCACGAAUGGCAAUUCAAGCAUGGCAACAUAUCAACGUAUGAUGAAAUUACGCCAUUUGGCGGUCGAGUUCUUUGACUUCUACGAGAAUGUUACGGUCACGGAUUUAAAACCGAGAAUUCCUACGGAACAGGAUUUAUUGUGUGCCGCAGAGGUGCAGCAACUCGGACAGGCACUGCAGUCCGGAAGUCUUUGGGCCUUGCGAAUGAUUGAUUCCUGGGGUGGAUUGCCAUCCGGUUUGCUUCAUGGCAAUCUCAAGGAUUUGGGCAAUUUUGAUGAGUGCAUUCGUAUUCAGCAUGAGAUGACAACAACUGGUCACUUACUACGCGGUAAAUAUUGCAGCGCCAAACUGCCUGUGGGCAGCGUUUUGGGUGGAAAUUCUCCGGCUUUGAGUUCAUUCAGUGCACAGACCGCUGUCUGCUUUCCUGCCUCCUGUUCGGCUGAAAACAUCGACGCCUUGCUGGGUCAACUGCUGCAGCGGCUGCUCAACAUUGAGGUGAACACGCAGCUAAUCAAUGAAGCCAAUUGCCAGACGGCCGAGAAGGAGCCUUUGGAUGGACUUGCGAUUUUCACUAUUGUGCUGUUUGGCAUUCUCGCUGGCCUCAUGUUGCUGACCACCAUCUGGGAUUACUUUUUCUGCCACGAUCAAAAGCGACUCCCCGCUGUGGUGCAAAUCUUUUCGGCACGUGUCAAUUCUCGUGCCUUGUUCCGUUUCUCGGACAGCAAAUCAAAUCCAAAUGUUAUCGACUGUCUGCACGGAAUACGCGGCUUGUCGCUUAUGUGGGUGAUUUACGGUCAUGAUUAUCUGAUGGCGGCGGCAUCGCCCAACAUCAAUCUGGUGGACAUUGUGCCGUGGUUCAAAUCUCCGUACAGCAUGUUCACCAUCCAUGCUCUCUUCUCGGUGGAUACGUUCUUUUUCCUGAGUGGUUUGCUCAUUGUCCUCGUUGCUUUGCGCACUAUGGAAAAAACCCGAGGCAAACUGAAUGUUCCCUUGAUGUAUUUGCAUCGUUUCCUGCGCCUCACGCCUGUCCUAGCCUUGGGCAUACUCGGCUACAUGGCAAUCUUGCCCGUAAUAGGAGGUGGACCAGUCUACAACACCAUCAUCCUAGCCCAGAAGGCGAACUGUGAGGAGAGUUGGUUCUGGACACUGCUCUAUGUACAGAACUAUGUGGCGGCCGAGACAAUGUGUCUGGGGCACAGUUGGUAUCUGGGCGUCGAUACGCAGCUGUAUGUGAUAUCACCGCUGCUGUUGGUGGCGCUUUACAAGUGGGGCAAGAAGGCAGUCGCUGGCAUUGUCGUCUUCAUGCUGCUCCUCGCCGCCUGCCUCUUCAGCAUGAUGAUGGUCCGUGGUUAUACUUUGCAACUAAUGGUGGAUUCCAAUAAGAUUUACUACACGACACACACGCGUGCCUCACCUUGGAUAAUUGGUCUGCUCUUUGGUUACUUUUUGCACGUGAAUCGCGGGAAAUCUUUCAAGCUGAAACCUUUGGCAGUCUGGGCUGGUUGGAUUUUUAGCUUGGCCUUGAUCUUUGUCUGCCUCUUUGGCAUUUAUCCAUAUGCAGCCAAUGGUUAUGAGUUGCCCAAACUCAACGAAGCCUUCUACGUGACGCUGACUCGCAUCGCGUGGCCUAUCGCUUUGAUCUGGGUUGUGUUUGCCUGCAAAUAUGGUUAUGGUGGAUUGGCCAACAGUUUCCUCUCCUCUCCGCUGUGGCAGCCGCUGUCAAAGCUCUCGUAUUGCGCCUACAUUUGGCACUUUUUUAUCUUGCAACUCAAUGGCUUUAGCACACACACAAGCACCUACUUCAGUGACUAUCAAGUGAUGCUGCGCUUCUGGCCAGACUUUGGCUUCACCGUAUUGUUGGCGUAUGUGAUGUACAUUCUGGUUGAGGCUCCCACGGGUGGCAUUCAAACACUUUUGCUGCCCAGCGGCAGGCCAAAGGCGUCUCCACCAAAAGCAGAUGCACCAACAAUUGAGCCGCGAGUUAAUGAAGGCGACACGCAAGCUGCGCCUCCGGUGGCGUUGAAAACGCCUUUGGAUGGUUAAAUUCAUAAGUUACUCGUCUCGCUACUCACGUAUUUAAUAUUUAUUAAUAGAUUUGAACAAAUUUUAU
Messenger RNA from Drosophila nasuta, 2240 nucleotides. RefSeq names its product nose resistant to fluoxetine protein 6-like. Gene Ontology annotation, molecular function: acyltransferase activity, transferring groups other than amino-acyl groups. The record is from RefSeq and is a predicted model, not a curated record. Lineage: Eukaryota; Metazoa; Arthropoda; Insecta; Diptera; Drosophilidae. The transcript is spliced from 8 exons. The coding region runs from base 68 to 2173 and encodes 701 amino acids.